CACUGUCCUUCCUCAGAGAAGCAUACUCUCUCCCUACUGCUCCAGAAUGGCCCCUACCUGCAUCAGAGACUCUGACACCUCCAUGCUCUCCACCAAAGACAAACAUAAAUUAAGGAAACCAGCCGUGGAGAAAAUGCGCAGAGAUCGCAUCAAUAUCUGCAGAGAGCAGCUCAAGGCUCUGCUGGAGAAGGAGUUCCACAAGCAGGACCCCAACGCCAAGCUGGAGAAGGCUGACAUCCUGGAGAUGACCGUGGUGUUCCUGAAGCAGCAGCUGCAGUCCAGGAGUAUGGCCCCUCUGAGGGCCCACGGUCAGGGCUACUCCCAGUGCUGGAGGGAGGCGCUGCACUUCCUGUCUGCCAGCUCCACCAAGGAUGCCACACUCCAACACCUCCAGCACCUCCAGCAUCUCCAUGGUGCCCAGAGAGUAUCCCUGGACGUCUGUCCCGCCUCUCCCCUCUCCUCCCAGCUCCACAGCCAGGGCCCAGUCAAGCAGGCCACCAGCACCCACAAACCAGUGUGGAGGCCCUGGUAGGGCCCCUGUACAGAUUCUGUACCUGGAGGACUGUCCACCAUCCUGAGUAGGAAACAUGUUUCCAAAUGUUUUACUGGAUGUUCUACAUUUCUUGAUAGAAAUGAACUCCACUGAUGUUGCUCUUGCAGAGAAAAAGCUGAAAACAGUUUUACAGUACUUCGUUAUGAAGUAGAUGUUUUCAAUAUACUUUGAUGAGUGAUGAAUGCAGUGUGUGCUUUUGUGAAGCACUAUUGUGUUGUUUAACCCUUUCAUUUUCUGAGAAAAUGUUGUGUAAAGAUGUUAUCUUUAUUUACUGAUGGUUGCUUUGCCAACUGAAAAUUUUCUUUAACUUCCGUUUUUUAUGUUCCUAUUGAGGGAUAUUGAUUCUAAGAUAUGAACGUCCUUUUUGUAAAGGUUUUGUGAAUCCUUUUGUGAAGGAUAUUGUUAUAAUUACUUGAAUAUGCCUUUUGUAAAGGCUACUAUUAUCAUAAUUUAAAUAUGCCUUUUGUAAACAAUAUUAUUACCAGUAUGCAAAUAUUUUUUUUGUAAAAUAUGCAAAACCACUAGCUGUUCAAUCAUAUA
Hypomesus transpacificus is the source of this 1093-nucleotide messenger RNA. RefSeq names its product transcription factor HES-5-like. Gene Ontology annotation, cellular component: nucleus. NCBI's taxonomy places the organism in Eukaryota, Metazoa, Chordata, Actinopteri, Osmeriformes, Osmeridae. The coding region runs from base 47 to 532 and encodes 161 amino acids. The record is from RefSeq and is a predicted model, not a curated record. Gene Ontology annotation, biological process: regulation of neurogenesis; regulation of transcription by RNA polymerase II; anterior/posterior pattern specification. Gene Ontology annotation, molecular function: protein dimerization activity; RNA polymerase II cis-regulatory region sequence-specific DNA binding; DNA-binding transcription factor activity, RNA polymerase II-specific. The transcript is spliced from 2 exons.